UGCCAGAGUAAGUCACUGACCUACCUGAGCUGAAGCAGAUAAGAUCUUCAGUAGCAAGAACGGUGUCCAACGUUGUGCCAAUUGGCUGCCAGAGUCCAAACAGAGAGAAUAUUAACCAGGAUGGAUCUCCUUUCUUACUUCUCCGUGGAGACCUGGGCUCUUCUAAUCCUAUCCCUAGGUCUCUUGAUGCUAUAUGGCAUCUGGCCUUUCGGGGUCUUCAAAAAGUUGGGCAUACCAGGACCUAGACCCCUCCCUUUCAUCGGGACUGCUUUGGCCUAUCGCAAAGGACUCUUGGCGUUUGACAAAGCCUGUUUUAAGAAAUAUGGAAAAAUCUGGGGGUUUUACGAUGGCCGAACCCCAGUCUUGGCCAUCACCGAUCCAGCUGUCAUCAAAGCGGUCUUAGUGAAGGAGUGCUACUCGGUUUUCACCAAUCGGAGGAAAUUUGGCCCAACUGGCAAACUGGAAAGUGCCGUUUCCAUUGCUGAAGAUGAAAACUGGAAGAGGAUCCGCACCGUGCUCUCUCCAACCUUCACCAGUGGAAAGCUGAAGGAGAUGCUCCCUAUCAUCCAGCACUAUGCAAAAAGCCUCAUCAAAAACUUUGCAGAAAAAGCAGACAAAGGAGAGCCUGUGGACAUUAAAGAUGUCAUUGGACCCUACAGCAUGGACGUGGUCACCAGCAGCUCCUUUGGGGUCAACAUCGAUUCCAUGAACAACUCCCAGGAUCCUUUUGUCAAGCACGCCAAGAAACUUGUGAAGUUUAACUUUUUCUCUCCGUUAUUUAUUCUAAUGUACAUGGUUCCAUGGCUAACUCCUAUCCUGAACAAGAUGAAUGUCAGCUUAUUUUCCGCCGAGGCAGUCGAUUUUUUUGCACAAGCGGUAGCAAAAAUAAAGAAGCAGCGACAACAAGAAGCUGAAAAGGGCCGGGUGGAUUUCUUGGCACUGAUGAUCGAAUCCCAAAAAUCAGAGACCAAAUCCCAAAGUAAUGGCAUGAAUCAAACGUACAAAGCUUUGACCGAUGAAGAGAUUCUGGCCAAUGCCAUUAUCUUUAUCUUUGGGGGAUAUGAAGCCACCAGCAACGUCCUCUGCUACAUGCUGUAUGAGUUAGCCAGGCAUCCCGAUGUUCAGCAGAAACUGCAGGAUGAAAUUGAUGCCGCUCUGCCAAAUAAGGCUCCGCUUGCUUAUGAGGCCGUCAUGCAAAUGGAAUACCUUGAUAUGACGGUCAACGAACUCCUCCGCCUGUAUCCCAUUGGCGGGAGACUUGACCGGAUCUGCAAAAAGGAUGUUGAGAUAAAUGGGAUCACCAUUCCGAAAGGCGUUUCCGUGAUGAUCCCUCCACACGUCCUGCAUUUUGACCCAGACCUAUGGGAGCAACCUGAAGAAUUUAGACCUGAAAGGUUCAGUAAAGAGAACAAAGGCAGCAUAGACCCCUAUGUUUAUCUGCCGUUUGGAGCCGGUCCACGGAACUGCAUCGGGAUGCGAUUUGCACUUCUCGUCCUGAAGGCUGGUGCUGUGAGCUUGUUGCAGAAUUUCACCUUCAAGCCCUGCAAGGAAACACUGAUCCCCAUGGAGUUGUCUUCAACAGGACUGAUGAUUCCCAAAAAGCCCAUCAUCUUGAAAGCAAUCCCCAGAGCCAGCUCUUCACACUAGUGGAGGCUUUCGAGUUAUGUUUCUAAACAUUCCUUAGGGACCAUUAUUUCACCUGCGCCACCAGGAAAACAGCUGCCAUUGUGAACUGUUCUUUUGUACGUAAUGGUUGAGGCUAUAUUUGCAUAAAGUCCCAUAUCCCCUGCCGUGGGAAGGCACAAAUGUCUCUGGGAUUUUUCUUCCCUCAAAAGAAGAAGAAAAAGGAAGAGGACAGGAAACAACGAAUGUCUGCCUGUGCUCCCCACAUUUCUACUUUCUGGUGGCUUAAGUAAAAAGUCUAUUGUUCUGGUACAGCCGCACCAGGAGCUCCAGCUUAUCUUGCUAUUUGUUGAUUACUGCAUGUAUUUUAAAGUUCUAUGCUUUGCAGUUAAAUGGCUUUCCUUAGUUUGCAUUUAUUGGAUCUAUGACGUGUCAAUUAUCGUUAGGUUCCCUGGUCCCGCCCCCUUUUUGAGUUUUGGAGGGAAUAGGAGCCAUUUUGGGUCAGUCCACACAGAGAAGCCUUUCAUACAGGACAUAAAACCAGGAGCUCCUGUAGAAAGCUUUGUCUUCUACAGCUUGGCUGGGGAUAUACAGCCCCAUAGCUUGGCCAGAGAGAUGCAGUCUCAGCACAGCUCUUUUGCUGAGGAUUUUACAGCCUUUCAUCUCCUUUGCUGAGGGAAUCCGGUCCCACAGCACUUCAGCUAGAAACCUGAACACCUUCCUUUCCCCUGGAAGUCUACAAAGCUCUGCUUGGUAAGGGUCACUUGCGGAAGUCAGAAGCAGUUGGUACCGGGUGUAGAGGCAAAGACAGACUGCCCAGAUAAGAAGUUAAGGAUUUCCCCAUGAGUUAAAAUACAGUUAUGAAGAUAGUGCCUGUUCCCUGUGGAUGAGAUUGAGAGAGAGCCAAUAGACUGUUAAGAAAGCCUUGAAGUACCUGUUUGAUUUCAAUAAUAAAGAACUUUGUUUAAGCAA
Molecule: messenger RNA, 2595 nt
Organism: Anolis sagrei ordinatus
Lineage: Eukaryota; Metazoa; Chordata; Lepidosauria; Squamata; Anolidae
Source: RefSeq, a predicted model, not a curated record